Quercus lobata is the source of this 891-nucleotide messenger RNA. RefSeq lists its product as uncharacterized. The transcript has a single exon. Gene Ontology annotation, molecular function: RNA-DNA hybrid ribonuclease activity; nucleic acid binding. The record is from RefSeq and is a predicted model, not a curated record. Lineage: Eukaryota; Viridiplantae; Streptophyta; Magnoliopsida; Fagales; Fagaceae. The coding region runs from base 1 to 891 and encodes 296 amino acids.
AUGCCAACAAAACAUGCUCUGUUUCAACGCAGAAUUACAGAGGAUGAUUUGUGUGUGAGGUGCCGAGAUGAUACAGAAAAUUCACUCCAUGCAUUGUGGUCGUGCUCUGAGCUUGAUUUGGUUUGGGCAAACCCGGAACAGUGGAGUUUCAGAGGUGAAGUACAUUUCCUAACCUUCAAAGAACUCUUAUCUUGGAUAAUCAAACACACACAACUGCUGGAAGUAUUUGCAGUCACGGUUUGGUCCAUUUGGAACCAGCGAAACCGAGUGCGGCUUAACCAAACAGCAGAUGCCAUCCAUCAGAUUGCUUUUCUCUCAAAAAAAUGGCUAGCCGAGUACCAAGCAAGACAGAUUAGUCCUAAUCUAGUUCCCAUGCGCACUCAACCAACGAUAUGUAAGUGGCAGCCCCCACCUUCAGGUACGUUCAAGAUUAAUUUUGAUGGAGCGAACUUCCCAACGGAAAAGAAAUCUGGUCUAGGAGUGGUUAUUAGAGAUAGCAGAGGUCUUGUUAUUGCCUCAUGUUCGAAGGUGGUGCACCAGAUGUUAGGCGCUUCUGAGGUAGAAGCUAUGGCUGCGACAUGGGCUCUUUCCUUUGCAGCGGAUGUAGGGGUGAACCGGGCUGUGUUAGAGGGUGAUUCAUUGGAUGUUAUUGCGGGUUUAAGGGAGGAUAGGAUGGUUUUGGUGCCAUACGGAUUACUGUUGGAGGAAGCAAGGUUUUUGUCCCAACAAUUUGAUGAGUUGCGUUACUCUCAUACAAAGAGGGAAGGCAACAAGUUAGCACAUAGUCUGGCUAGACAUGCAGUUGGCAUACCAGAUUUUCUAGUUUGGAUGGAGGAUGUUCCUCCUCAAUUUUAUUCUGUAUUCCAAACCGAUUUAUCGGGUUUUUCUUAA